Molecule: messenger RNA, 1332 nt
Organism: Onychostoma macrolepis
Lineage: Eukaryota; Metazoa; Chordata; Actinopteri; Cypriniformes; Cyprinidae
Product: zinc finger protein 664-like
Exons: 2
Coding region: 217-1332 (371 amino acids)
Biological process (GO): regulation of transcription by RNA polymerase II
Molecular function (GO): DNA-binding transcription factor activity; RNA polymerase II cis-regulatory region sequence-specific DNA binding
Source: RefSeq, a predicted model, not a curated record
GUUUCAAAACAAAAGAUUUGCUAAGUUUUUAAAGCAUUACAAAUCAGUUUUUUUUUUAAAUUAAUUAAUUUUUUUUUUUUAAAGCAAUCAGUAUUUACAUGCGCGAGCCAUGCAUUCAGACCAUCAGGAAGAACAUAAGUCCAUAAAGAUAGAGUUUAUUGAAGAUUACAGUGAGAUCAAAAGUGACCCAGACCCUUCAGAGUGAAGCAUGAAGAUAUGGAAGAACCAGAAGACUUGAUGGAGGAGAAUGAGGAGAGAAAAGAACUGAAUGAAGCGGAGGAGAAACAUGUCAAAACUGAAGAUGAAUCUUACUCACUGCAAACAAGAGGCAAAAAAUCUUUCAGCUGCCCUCAAUGUGAAAAGAGUUUCUUAUCCAAACAAGGUGUUACGUAUCACAUGAGAAUUCAUACUGGAGAGAAACCGUACGCAUGUGAUGAAUGUGGGAAGAGUUUUAGACAAGCAGGAGCUCUUAAAUUACACCAGAAAAUACACAGCGGUGUGAAGGAGCAUAUGUGCUUUGAUUGUGGGAAGUCUUAUGCUACCGUUACCGUAUUGAAACUGCACCAGAGAAUUCACACUGGAGAAAAGCCUUACAAGUGUUCACACUGUGAAAAGAGAUUUAGUCAAUCAGGACAACUAAAAGCACACGAGAGGAUCCACACUGGAGAAAAACCGUACGCAUGUGAUCAAUGUGGAAAGAGUUUUAAACAAGCAAGCACACUUAAAUUACAUCUGCGUUCUCAUUCUGGAGAAAGACUAUUUAACUCUAUUCCAGAUUCCCUGAAGGACCACCUGCACGAUCAUUCAAAGGAGAAUCCUCACAUUUGUACAUUGUGUGGAAAGAGCUUUUCACGUCUGGAUAGUUUUAGAAUGCACCAGAGAAGACACAGUGGUGUGAAAAAUCAUAUGUGCUUUGAUUGUGGGAAGACCUUUAUAAGAGAUGCUGAGCUGAAACAGCACCAGAGAAGUCACACUGGAGAAAAACCGUACAAGUGUUCACACUGUGAAAAGAGAUUUAGUCAAUCAGGACAACUAAAAGCACAUGAGAGGAUCCACACUGGAGAAAAACCGUAUGCAUGUGAUCAAUGUGGGAAGAGUUUUACACAAGCAUACGGUCUUAAAGUACAUCUGCAUUCUCAUUCAGAUAAAAAAGGAUUUAACUGUGAUCAGUGUGGUAAAAAAUUUGCUAGGGCAGCAUACUUGAAGAAGCACCUGAAUGUUCAUUCAGAAGAGAAGCCUCACCUGUGUACUUUGUGUGGAAAGAGCUUUUUAUGGCUGAAUGAUUUAAAAUUACACCAGAAAAGACACAGCGGUGUGAAGAAUCAGGUUUAA